AUUCGAAGCUAGCUCAUUGGCUCUCCUCAAACAGCAAGCUAGCUAUAGGACAAGCACGUCGUAAGUGCUUGUUGCCUAGCCCGCAGCUUAGCUGAUCCCGGCAAAUUCUCCUACACUUGACGUACGGUCCAAAUUGUUGCCGGCCGGCAAUGGUGGGGGUAACUAAGAUAACCAUGAUGCUUUGGGUACUUGGUGUGGUGUUUACAUUUGGAGCUGCUGCAGUUGGUCUGGCUGAGGCCAAUAACGUCCACAAUUUCUAUAUCAAGGAGGCUAACCACCCAAGGCUCUGCAAGAACAAGACCAUCCUCACCGUCAAUGGGCAGUUCCCCGGCCCGACCAUCACCGCUCGAAGGGGCGAUGUCGUCAUCGUCAACGUCUACAACCAAGGCAAUAAGAACAUCACCAUUCACUGGCAUGGCGUGGACCAGCCACGAAACCCGUGGUACGACGGUCCGGAGUUCAUAACACAAUGUCCCAUCCAGCCCGGCACCAACUUCACCUACCGGAUCCUCUUGUCUGACGAGGAGGGCACAAUCUGGUGGCAUGCACAUAGUGACUUCGAUCGGGCCACCGUCCACGGUGCCUUCGUCAUCCACCCCAAGCAUGGCAGCUUCUAUCCUUUCAAGAUGCCGCACAAGGAAAUACCCAUCAUCCUUGGUGAGUGGUGGAAGGCCGAUGUCACCCAUUUGCUAGAGGAGUCCAAGAGGACCGGAGGUGAGGUUAAUCUUUCAGAUGCAAACAUCAUCAAUGGCCAGCCAGGAGACUUUUUCCCAUGCUCCAAGGACAAUAUUUUCAAGCUGCCAGUGCAAACCGGCAAGACGUACUUGCUCCGGAUCAUCAACGCUGGACUCACCAACGAUCUCUUCUACGGCAUCGCUGGGCACCUUCUCACCAUUGUCGGUACCGACGGCCGCUACACAAAGCCGUUCACCGUCAAGCAUAUCAUGAUCUCACCUGGACAGACCAUGGAUGCGCUACUUGAGGCCGACCGUGCUAUCAAUGGUUCAUCCAACGGGCGAUACUACAUGGCUGCACGGACGUUUGCAUCCAACACCGCUCUUGACUUCAACAACAGCACCACCACAGCCAUUCUGGAAUACACAGAUGCACCACCUUCUAGGCGUGCGGGGACACCUGACUUCCCCAACCUUCCUGCCAACCUCGACAUGAACGCUGCAACGGAGUACACGGCCCAACUUCGGUCUUUGGCAAGCAAGGACCACCCGGUGGACGUGCCGAUGCAUGUCGAUCAUCCCAUGCUCAUCACCAUCGCCAUCAACGUGCUUCCUUGUGCACCCAAUCAGACGUGUGAUGGGCCAAAUGGCAACCGUUUGGCAGCGAGCCUCAACAACGUCAGCUUCCAGAACCCCUCCAUCGACAUCUUGGAUGCUUACUACAGUUCUGUCAAUGGUGUGUUCGAGGCAAGCUUCCCCAACAAGCCUCCUUUCUUCUUCAACUUCACAGACACCGUCGUCCCACCGGAGCUCGAGGUAACAAAGGUCGGUACCAAGGUGAAGAUGCUGAAUUACGGUGACGUCGUGGAGGUGGUGUUCCAAGACACGACCAUCAACGGCGCCGAGACUCACCCCAUGCACUUGCAUGGGUUCGCCUUCUAUGUGGUAGGCAGAGGUUUUGGAAACUAUGACAAGCUCAAGGACCCGGCCACAUACAACUUGAUCGACCCACCGUACCAGAACACAGUCACCGUGCCAAAGGCUGGAUGGACCGCAAUCCGUUGGCGUGCAACAAAUCCUGGUGUGUGGUUCAUGCAUUGCCACUUCGAUCGUCACACUGUGUGGGGAAUGAACACCGUGUUCAUCGUGAAGGAUGGCAAGACUCCCGACACUAAAAUGAUGAAGCGCCCUCCAAGCAUGCCUAGGUGCUAACUGCCGUGAUCCCGUCGAGCCUGGCAUCACCACGCAUCACAACUAAUAAAAUAUGUUGUUGUUGAUUAAUUUAUUCGUUAAGUGUCAUUCCAUCAUUUUAAGCAUAUGUGUUUAAUAAACGGAUCAAUUGAGAUCCUAGUAAGUAGCGAGUUCAUUCUUUUUCCAUUUCAGCUGGGAGAGACAAGAUCUCUUUUCAUCACAUGAUGUAAGGGUCUUUGAUUUGUAUGUCAUAUUUGUUAUUCAAUCUAUGUUUUCUAGUGAUGUUUUAUUACCA
Messenger RNA from Brachypodium distachyon (stiff brome), 2160 nucleotides. RefSeq names its product putative laccase-9. Gene Ontology annotation, biological process: lignin catabolic process. Bases 150 to 1886 code for a protein of 578 amino acids. The record is from RefSeq and is a predicted model, not a curated record. Gene Ontology annotation, molecular function: copper ion binding; hydroquinone:oxygen oxidoreductase activity. Gene Ontology annotation, cellular component: apoplast. The transcript is spliced from 5 exons. NCBI's taxonomy places the organism in Eukaryota, Viridiplantae, Streptophyta, Magnoliopsida, Poales, Poaceae.